Molecule: messenger RNA, 2216 nt
Organism: Chelonus insularis
Lineage: Eukaryota; Metazoa; Arthropoda; Insecta; Hymenoptera; Braconidae
Product: beta-galactosidase-like
Exons: 9
Coding region: 204-2132 (642 amino acids)
Biological process (GO): carbohydrate metabolic process
Cellular component (GO): vacuole
Molecular function (GO): beta-galactosidase activity
Source: RefSeq, a predicted model, not a curated record
UGCCGUUAUUAUUGUCAUCAGUGUGUCCACUCGGUGCUCAGCCGUUCGUGAGCAAACAAGUAAACAAGACAAGCAUUAUAAAAAUUGUUGAAACCCUGGAAUAUAACAUUGCAUGAAGAAAGAAAAAAAUUUGGUACAUUAAAUACUGAAUAAAUUCAGUAAUAAAUAAUUAGUUUCACUAAUAUUCAAUUGAAUAAAUAAUAAUGUCAAAAACAUUGAUAUAUUUGAUGUGCUUGGCAAUAGAAUACUCUUUUGCGGUACAAAGUACUCAUAUGAACGAGAAUGAAAAAAAUACCCAACCAGUUCCAGUUUAUGGAUUUGAAGUAGAUUAUGAGAACAAUCAGUUCCUCUUAGAUGGAAAACCAUUUAAAUAUGUGUCAGGAAGCUUUCAUUAUUUCCGUACACCAAGAGCAUUCUGGAGAGAUAGGCUAAGGAAAAUCAGAGCUGCAGGACUCAAUGCUAUUUCUACUUAUGUUGAAUGGAAUCUUCAUGAACCAUCACCAGGUAAUUGGAGAUGGACUGGGGAAGCCGAUUUAGUUGCUUUUCUAACGAUGGCUAAAGAUGAAGGUCUUUUAGUGUUAUUAAGACCAGGCCCAUAUAUCUGUGCAGAGCGAGACUUGGGAGGGUUGCCUCCGUGGUUGAUGACCUUCGUACCUGAUAUACGAAUGAGAACAUAUGAUGUGCGAUACAUGCGUUAUGUUGAAAUAUAUUUAAAUGAAGUUCUGACGAAAGUGAAACAUCUUUUAAGAGGAAACGGUGGCCCAAUUAUUAUGGUUCAAAUUGAGAAUGAAUAUGGAAGCUUCCAUGCAUGCGAUAAUGCAUACAAAGAAAAACUCCGUGAUAUUGUUUAUGAACAUGUUCAGUCUAAAGCACUUUUGUAUACAACAGAUGGACCAACUGACAAUAUGUUGAACUGUGGAACUGUAUUAGGUGCUUAUGCAACAGUUGACUUUGGAGCAGGGAGUAAUGUAACAUAUAAUUUCAAUAAGAUGCGACAAUACCAGGCAAAUGGUCCUUUGGUAAAUUCUGAAUAUUAUUCUGGUUGGCUCACUCAUUGGGAUGAAUCUUUUCAAACCGUACCAACUGAUGAAUUCAUUAAAACAUUAAAGCAAAUGUUAUUAUUGAAUGCAUCAGUAAAUAUUUAUAUGUUUUAUGGUGGAACCAAUUUUGGAUUUACAGCAGGAGCUAAUUCUGGAGACAAAUAUUGGCCUCAGAUAACCUCGUAUGAUUAUGAUGCCCCACUAACGGAGGCCGGCGAUCCCACAGAUAAAUAUUUUGCAAUCCGGAAGACGCUUGCAGAGUUUUUACCUCUACCUGAUUUACCGCUACCAACGGUUGCACCUAAAGGAGAUUAUGGAUCUGUUCUGCUAGAACCGGUGAUGGAACUCCUAAACAAUCCUGCUAGAAAUUUAUUUGCAAAUACUGCAGGACAAUUUGAUGUACCACCAACCUUUGAAAAACUAAACUUUGUUAAUGGCCUAGUUCUGUAUGAAUCGAAUUUCCCUCCUAGGAUCAAAGAUCCAACAAUUAUUCAUGCUGAUGUUGCUGAUAGAGGAAUUGUCUAUGUUGAUAAUUACCUCGUCGGCACACUCAGUCGAACUUUGAAGAUCAAUAGCGUAGUAUCACAGAAUCCCUAUGCAAAGAAAUUAGCGAUCCUCGUUGAAAAUCAAGGACAUCUCAACUAUGGAAAUCUCAUAGAAGAUUGGAAGGGAAUAUUUAAUGUCCAUGUUGACGGCAAAGUCAUACCCAAGUGGAAUGUCACAAGUUAUUCAUUGGGCGAGAUGAUCUCUCUGAGAAAUUUCUCUACCAUCAAAAUGGAUCCAGGCAAUCUUGUCAAUGGUCCGGUAUUACUAAGAGGAACUUUUACCAUCAAAAAUGAUCCACUAGAUACUUAUUUAAACACUGCAGAUUGGGGCAAAGGUAUUGCUUACGUCAAUGGUCACAACCUUGGAAGAUAUUGGCCACAAACUGGUCCACAAAUUACACUUUAUGUUCCCUCAGCAUUCUUAAUGACCGGAGUUAACGAAUUGGUCAUAUUAGAACUUGAAUACAUACCCAAUAAAAUAAAAAUGAAACUCCAAAACACCCCUAAUCUGGGCAUUCCAACAACGAAAGUAUUCAAUGAUAUGUAGACAUAAAAUUUGCUUUAAAUCUUUACUUAUUUUGUAGCUAUGUUUAAAUACAUUUGUAAUAAAAAAUAUUUUUUUUUUUUUAAA